Messenger RNA from Condylura cristata (star-nosed mole), 1846 nucleotides. RefSeq names its product gap junction protein, beta 1, 32kDa (gene GJB1). The transcript has 2 exons. Gene Ontology annotation, biological process: cell communication. The record is from RefSeq and is a predicted model, not a curated record. Gene Ontology annotation, cellular component: connexin complex. The coding region runs from base 144 to 995 and encodes 283 amino acids. NCBI's taxonomy places the organism in Eukaryota, Metazoa, Chordata, Mammalia, Eulipotyphla, Talpidae.
GCUGGAGGAUGGGAGCUAAAGCGGAUGGCUGAUGGCAGAACUUUGAGGGGCCUGUCAAAGAAAGGGGUAGAAGAAGGAAAAACUCGUGGGACAAAAGCGAAGAAAAGGCUUGGGAAGGUCAAGUCCAGUGUGAAUGAGGCAGGAUGAACUGGACAGGUCUGUACACCUUGCUCAGUGGCGUAAACCGGCAUUCUACUGCCAUUGGACGGGUCUGGCUCUCAGUCAUCUUCAUCUUCAGAAUCAUGGUGCUGGUGGUGGCUGCUGAGAGUGUGUGGGGGGAUGAGAAGUCUUCCUUCAUCUGCAACACCCUCCAGCCAGGCUGCAACAGCGUCUGCUAUGACCACUUUUUCCCCAUUUCCCAUGUGCGCCUGUGGUCUCUGCAGCUCAUCUUGGUUUCCACCCCAGCUCUCCUCGUGGCCAUGCAUGUGGCUCACCAGCAGCACAUAGAAAAGAAAAUGCUGCGACUUGAAGGCCACGUGGACCCUCUCCAACUGGAGGAGGUGAAGAGGCACAAGGUCCACAUCUCAGGGAGACUGUGGUGGACCUAUGUCAUCAGUGUGGUCUUUCGGCUGCUGUUCGAGGCCGUCUUCAUGUACGUCUUUUAUCUUUUGUACCCUGGCUACGCCAUGGUGCGGCUGGUCAAGUGCGAGGCCUACCCUUGCCCCAACACAGUGGACUGCUUCGUGUCCCGCCCCACCGAGAAAACCGUCUUCACAGUCUUUAUGCUGGCCACCUCCGGCAUCUGCAUCAUCCUCAACGUGGCGGAGGUGGUGUACCUCAUCAUCCGGGCCUGUGCCCGCCGAGCCCAGCGCCGCUCCAAUCCGCCCUCCCGCAAGGGUUCGGGCUUUGGCCACCGCCUCUCACCUGAAUACAAGCAGAAUGAGAUCAACAAGCUGCUGAGCGAGCAGGAUGGCUCCCUGAAGGACAUACUGCGUCGCAGCCCUGGCUCCGGGGCCGGGCUGGCUGAGAAGAGUGACCGUUGCUCAGCCUGCUGAUGCCACCUACCAGGCAACCCUCCCUCCCUCCCCCAGCCCUGCCCUGAGCCUGCCCCUCCUCCUGCCCUGCUGGUUGCACAGGCCUCUGCCUGCUAGGAGUUACUCUGACCAAACCUUCCUUCUAGCCCUGCUUCCCUUCCUCCCAGGGCUCUGCCUCAGGGGUUGAAGGGGUGCUAGGCUAGAGGCCACCCACACCAGCGCUCAAGGUUGUUGGGGGUGUGGGCAGCCCUUGUUCCCUGUACCCUCUCCUCUCCUCUCCUCCUUCUCCCAGGGACCACUGGGGACAAGAGAGGGGCUGUUCAGACAGCAUCUCCAACUAUAAAACUAAUGUUAACCCCAUGUUGUCAGAUACCCUGUUUCUGGUGUCACAUCGGGGGAUGGAUGUGGGCAAGUGGAGUCAUGGGAGGGUGCUGUGGACUUGUGGGUGGAAAGGGGAGGGUGUCUGAUCCAGAAAGGGAGGAAUCGAGUUUACCCAAGAGUUUACCCAAAACAAGGGAAGGGAGGAUCUGUGUGGGGUGGGGGAGUUAGGGAGGGAGCAGCAGGCAGAUAAAUUGGAGUGGGGUGGGUCAGGGCUGCCUUUGCCUCUAGUCCCCAAGGCCUCUCACUGCCUGGAAUGUUACACAUUAAACAGGAUUUUACAGUAAAGGAGGAGAUGGCUUGUGUGUUUGUCAAGUUCUUUCUCCUGCAACCUCUGACCUCCUCCUGGAGGAGAUGGCCUUCGCUUUUUGCUGAUCAAGAAAAGACUGGGCAAAAGAAAUAGCAAUCUGAGUAGCCAAAGCUGCAAAUGAGGAACUGCUGCCUUCCGGGGCAGCUUUUCUCACCUGUUGUUUCCUUUGUGGGGUUUUGGAUUG